Molecule: messenger RNA, 515 nt
Organism: Protopolystoma xenopodis
Lineage: Eukaryota; Metazoa; Platyhelminthes; Monogenea; Polystomatidea; Polystomatidae
Source: the annotation of a GenBank genome assembly
ACUUUCGCUGGUUAGCUACACGAGGCCUUACCUUGACUGGUAUCCUCUGCGCAAUCACUGCAUAUAUUGUUUAUGCGGUUUUCUCUUGUUGCCGUCGAGGCAAGCGCGGAUGGGGAGUUGUUCUAGUUGACGUUUUAUGUGUGCUGUUUUCAGUCGUAUUCCUGCUUACUGGUCUAAGUUUAGCUGAAAGCCAAAUCGAAAUUAUUCAUGACCAUGGUGACUCGAUGCUUACAAAAUUGCUGCUGGACAAUCAACUUAUUCUACAAUCGGAUGUGGAUAAGGCCUUAAUUGGUUCUGAAGAUCCAAAAGAUUACCAGCAAAGUGCACAGACAGCCGAAUUCAAUCUAACCACCUUAUCACCUAGAUUCAGUUUUUACCUUCUAAUAAUUGGAGACUUUCUACUGCUUUUGUCAUUUUUAUGCAAGUUAGUUUACCUUGUAAAAUUGUGUGAAAAGGCUGAAGCUGCCAGAAAGCAGCUUCGAAAAGCUGAAAAAGUUGCAGAACAAGAUAUUUAA